Molecule: messenger RNA, 4192 nt
Organism: Centropristis striata (black sea bass)
Lineage: Eukaryota; Metazoa; Chordata; Actinopteri; Perciformes; Serranidae
Gene: eeig2b
Product: family with sequence similarity 102 member Bb
Exons: 11
Coding region: 113-1252 (379 amino acids)
Source: RefSeq, a predicted model, not a curated record
CAUCCUCCUCCCACAACACAAACACUGUAUCUGUGGCGGAACAACACAAUGGGGCUGUAAUGUCAGCGACGGGCGAGAUCGCAGCAUCUUCUCAAGAGUACUGAAUCUGUGUAUGGAUUUAAUGAUGAUGAAAAAGAAGAAAUUUAAGUUCAAGGUGGAUUUUGAGCUGGACGAGCUCUCGUCUGUCCCCUUUGUGAACGGUGUCCUCUUCUGUAAAGUCAGGCUGCUGGACGGAGGGUUCUCCGAGGAGUCUUCUCGGGAGCCAGUGCAGGCCAACUGUGUUCGAUGGAGGAAACGGUUCUCUUUCCCCUGCAAGAUGAGCGCCAGUGCAGGAACAGGUGUACUGGACCCUUGUGUGUGCCGUGUGUCUGUCAGAAAGGAGCUGAAAGGUGGGAAGGCAUAUGCAAAGCUCGGUUUUGCAGAUCUGAAUUUAGCAGAGUUUGCCGGCUCAGGGAACACAACCCGCAGAUGUCUGCUGGAAGGCUACGAUACCAAAAAUACUCGCCAGGAUAACUCCAUUCUCAAGGUCAUCAUCAGUACACAGCUCAUGUCAGGGGAUCCCUGUUUUAAAACGCCUCCGUCCACAGCCACAGUGAUCGGGAUCCAGAGUGAUGGAGAGAGCCUGCUGGAGGAGAGGAGGGGUGGGGACUCACAGAAAGGCUGUUCUGCAGAGAGUCGAGAAGGGAAGUGUCCUGUUGCUUCUGAUGACCUUGGGGGCUGCGGACACUCCCGAACAUCCAGCUACGCCAGCCAACAGUCCAAACUCUCAGGAUACAGCACAGGUCACUCCCGCUCCUCCAGCAUGUCAGAGUUCAGUCACCGGAGAAACCACUCAGUGGGCAGCGCCUCUACAGGCAUCGGCAGCAUCCCAGAGCCCAGCGAGGACCGGGACAGAGAGUCCAGACCUUGUCCUGCUCUACCUGAACACCCAGUCCCCACCACCACUAGCAACCCACCAGGCACUCCAGUACGGAGCGCUUCGUCCUGUGAACGACUCAACAGACACCCAGUGAAGCAGGACUCCAUGGAGUCUCAGCUGAAGAGAAUGGACGACACGCGGGUGGAUGCUGACGAUGUUGUGGAAAAGAUUCUCCAAAGUCAAGACUUCACACCAAGCCUACUGGACUCCAGUGCUGAAGAGGAAGGCUUGCGUCUGUUUGUUGGCCCUGGGGGAAGCACAGCCCUGGGAAGCCAUCACCUUCCCACCAGGGUUGGUGCUGGAGCGUACGAGCAGGUGGUGAUAAAGCGCUAGACCUGCAGCCUCUCAAAGGAGGACUGACACUGCUUGCAUAGAAAAAAACUGGAGGCAAGAAUGUGUCAAUUCCAACCUGCAUUCCUGCAGCACACACGUUACCUGAUCAGUACUGUGUCUAACCUGAUCGCUCUGUGAAUGGUCGACAUUGCAACAGUGCCCUCCUUUGUUCAUAUCUCAUAUGACACUGUAGCUCCCUGGUAGAUUUUUAAGAGCCAGAGGUAGUGUAUUCAUACAGAUUAGAUAAAUGAAACCAAGAAUGUUUAAAACAUUAACCUAUAUGUAACUGAAACUCCUCAUUUUCUGGGUGUAGAUUUGGCUCAUGGUUAUGAGGCCAACUUUAUCACCCAGAAUCCAAAUCAAUUUAAACUGUUAGGAACUUGAAGAAAGCCUUUUUGCAAUGGAGGACACCAAGACUGGCUUUGUGUGUGCAUCAUCAGAACAAACUGAAAUCAACUCUGAAGAAGAGUAUGCAAUGCUAUUUCAAUACAUUCCUUUAGCCUCCGUGUUUGUUUUGAACUUCCUGUUCAAAUAGGACAUUGUAUUUAAUAUUUGCCUAUAAGCUGCUAAAAAGUUGUAGUUGCCAGCACUCUGUUGGUAUUUUGAAUUUGAGAAUAUUUUACUACAAAGACGAGACAUCAGACUUGAGCUAUUUGACGAGUGAACGUGGACUGUGUGUGAAUGUGUAUGUGGCAAGACCACUUUUCUUAAUAGUAAGCGUUAUCCUGUUGUCUUGGAUGAGUGGAGAGACAUGAUCUCUUGCUACAUCGGUACUUGCAAUGAGGAAAUGGGAGAACAUGACAACUGACUUACUUGCAAUCAUAAGAGGUCCUUGUUGUCAUUUGUUUGCUGAGCAGUUUUAGUAAAUCCUACAGUACUAAUCUGCCCUACAAAUGCAAAUCGCAAAAACAGCAUAUUUGUCUAAAACAGAGUUUUCAAAUUUAGCUUCUUGAUAAGGACUGACAUCUUGGUGACCUAGUUUCUCCAAUUCUCCAGCUUUGGUGUGAUUACCUUCAAAUCCGAUUUUAAAAUCUUUUAAAUUGUAAAUUAUGACAUUGAUUUUAUGAACUAUAUUAAUAAUAGAUGUACAGGCAGACACCCAGAAGGACAAAAACAUUUAAAUCCUACUAUCUAAAGACUAUUAGACUAUCAGUAAUCAAAACAAAGUUUAUUUUCCUAAACAAAGUAGUUUAAAAGGCAAGGAGAAGAAAGUUGGUGCAUCCAGUUUUCCUCUCAAAUUCUCUAAUAGGUUAACCCAACGCAGAGUGCAGUAAUUGCUUUUUUUCCUUCCUUUUUUGGGUAUUAUGUUUGUCCUAAAAAUAAAUAGCCUAAAAUGUGAAAAUGAAGGUAUUACAACUGCUGUCUGUUACGCAGUUUGCCUUUCUUCUCAAGAUAGUGCUUUAGUGCCUUUGUAGGGCAGUAAAACUGAUUAUAAAAAGGGGCUUCUAUGAUGAAUAUGAAUAUAGAAGGGUAUAUACUGUAUCUAAUGCCCAGCAUUUCAGCUAUGUAUCUAUUGUAUACCUAUGCUUUGCAACUCAACUACAUCUCUCUGAGCUGGCCUGUUAACCAGGAGCCAGUGAACAAAUGUAAGAUCCUGUGACGUAUUUACAAAUGAAUUGAUGUGUAACCGAUACAUACUGUAAUUUGUUACACUUAAGGAUUGUACAAAGAAGGACUAGUUAAGUUAUCCACUGCCAUGAAGAAAAUAUUCUACAGCACCUGUUUUCAAAAAGACCCAGAGUAAUAGUUUUGUGUGUGUAUCUAUACCUCAUAACAUCUUAAAAACCAGUCUAAUUAUCAAACACAAUCAAAACAUGAAUGAUUAGCGCAACAGACAAAAUCCAAUACAACAAUAUAAAUCUGAUGAAAGUUUUAAAAUUCUAAUAGUGUUGUGCACGUUCGCUAUUUGCAUUUCCAGCCUAAUAGGACAUUAAGUGCACAAUUUAUUAGCAAGUCCGCUAAAGUACACAGCACACUGUCGUUACCUGGGACCCCGUCAGGCCUAUGCAUAAUAAGAAAUGUACAAGCAUUAUAACUAGUGAAAACAUAACUGUACAGUAUCUGUAAUCUUCUGUCUCCUGUCAUAAGCCAUAGUAGAGGUAGGAUUCUUCCUCUUCUAGAUUAACUAUACGUGUUCUAUCAAUAUCUGCACAAGCGUCAUCAGUGUCUGGUGGUUAACUAUGCGUCAGUGUUCUCUGUUUCCAUGUUCGUAUGUUCUGCAUGAUUUUGUUAGCUUGCAGAACUUGACACAUCUUCAUGUUUCUCCUAAUUUGAUAUCGUGCCAUCUUUUAAUCUAAAUAUUAUCACACUGAAGAAACAACUGCACCUGCCUAUUGUAGAAAAACAUGUUUUUCCUCAUUUCAUAUUUCAAAAGCAUAUAUCUGCACAGUUUUUGAUGUAACUGUAAAUCAGCGUAUUCAUUUUUAUUUUUUGGCAUGGUGUAUACGUGUUAUGUUGAAAACCACAUCCAUAAAGAGAUCAUUGUCUUUGUUUUUGGAACCUUUCAUUGCUGAUAUUGUGCCAUAUUUUUGCUAAAUAUUUUAUUGUUGAGAAAAAAAGUGUUCUCACUAUGUAGUUAAGACAGUGUUGAGUGUAUGUUUUAUGGCUACCAAAUAUCAACUAUUGGAGAUUUGUGUUGAUUUUUUGUUGGGUUUUAUUUUUGGGGGAUAACAAUUGUUUUACCUGUGUGAUACAGGUAUGAUUACCUUGGUACCUAACAUGUUGUUACAAACAUGGUUUCUUCUCUUCUGUGAAGCUGUUGUCUAUAUAAAACUGUAAAAUGUAUUCUCCUGUAAAGUGAUGUUCUGCGCUGUUCUGACACUGUCCAGUGUUUCCUGUUACAGACUAGUCCUUUCGACCAACAUUUGCUUCCUUAACAAGUGUACUGGAUGCUUCAAAUGUGUACCUUGCACUGUUGAAUAAAACAGUUCAAAACCUUGA